CAGAAUGUAUAUAAUCAUUAUAAUGUAUAAGAAUGUUGGAGGUCUAAGUUGUUUUGUUAUAUAACCUUCUCCACCACCAUUAGUGGUUCCCACCAACUUUAUUCCAACCGUUUUUCGUUACCAUUUCAUUUCCAGGACCACAUUCACCUUAGUGCUACUCUUCUCUUCUCUUAAAAAUCUAAUCUUUAAUUGUCCAUACAUAUUACACACACACAACUCUUAACUCAAGUUACAACCUUCUAUUGCUAAGGGAUUUAGAACACUAUCCUUUAAAUUUGUCAUUAGUUUGAGGAGUUCCAAGUUGUUGUUUUUUCUGUUUUGAUUUGGACGUUGACAAUGUCUGCUGCUGUAGGAGCUGUGUCCACUACCAAAGAUGUUACCUUUAAUGUUCAUUUGGAAGAAGAGCACAAAAACAAAGGAACCAACAAGGUUGGUGGGGAAUUAGACAAGAUUCCUUGUAGUGAUGAUGGUGUUAACUAUGAUUAUGUUGAGGAAAUUGAGCAAGAGGAAGAUGAAGACACCAAGUUGGAAUUGGAUCUUGGCCCUCAGUUUUCUCUCAAGGAACAGCUUGAGAAAGAUAAAGAUGAUGAAAGUUUGAGGAAAUGGAAAGAGCAACUUCUAGGAAAUGUUGAUGUGUCUGCUGUUGGAGAGAAAAUAGAGCCAGAAGUGAAGAUAGUGAGCCUCACCAUUAUAUGCCCAGGAAGGUCUGAAAUCAUAUUGCCAAUUCCAUUCACAACUGAUUCCAAAAAGACUAUAUUCACUCUCAAGGAAGGAAGCCAAUACAGGCUUAAAUUCUCCUUCACUGUCUCCAACAACAUUGUAUCUGGCCUCAAAUACACUAAUGUAGUUUGGAAAACUGGGGUUAGAGUGGACAAGACAAAGAAAAUGUUAGGAACUUAUAGCCCACAGCAGGAACCAUAUACAUAUGAAUUGGAAGAAGAAAUGACCCCUUCAGGCUUGUUUGCUAGGGGAACCUAUUCAGCAAGAACCAAGUUUGUAGAUGAUGAUCGCAAAUGCUACUUGGAUGCUAGUUAUCGUUUUGAGAUUCAGAAGAAUUGGCCUGCACCCCUAUGAGACAGAUUGAAAUUCAACUUUAUGUUAAUUAAUUAAUUAAAUUGAGUUAGUGCAGUUGUGCACAUGCAUGUUAAAUGAUAAUGCAAAUCUUUAUUCCCCUUCUAUUAUAUGGUUCCCUUUUUUGUAUUCUAAUAACUAAUUAUCCAUAUGAAGGAAAUGCUCGCGUGACAAUCGCAAUCAUUCCACCUAA
Cicer arietinum (chickpea) is the source of this 1264-nucleotide messenger RNA. RefSeq names its product rho GDP-dissociation inhibitor 1-like. The record is from RefSeq and is a predicted model, not a curated record. Gene Ontology annotation, cellular component: membrane; cytosol; cytoplasm. NCBI's taxonomy places the organism in Eukaryota, Viridiplantae, Streptophyta, Magnoliopsida, Fabales, Fabaceae. Gene Ontology annotation, biological process: Rho protein signal transduction. Gene Ontology annotation, molecular function: Rho GDP-dissociation inhibitor activity; protein binding.